AAAAUUAGAUACAAUUUACAAAUAACACAAUUAAGUAAUGGCUUAAAUCACUCUUUAUAUUAUAGUCAAAAUAAUUGCAAAUUUAUCUGUUUACAAAAAAUGUAUUUAGGUCGUGUUAAUCUCAAAAUUUGAUUGGCUGUGAGAGGGUGCCUACCCUAAUCGAAUCUCGCGUCCAUUGAAUAAAAAAGGGGUGCCAACUUGUGCUUUUGACGUGUCGUUGGUAAUCCACUGCUUUGCAAUUUUUCUAUAAUAAAAUAAUUCCCUUUUAAUGAUGUCGAGUGUACCAGUUUGGCCCCGUUCGCCCCCAUCUCAGUCGUCAUGACUCUCGUCCCCGCACACCCUUGAAGCGUCGAAAGUGGGGUAGUCGUAGCGCGUCCGGCCGCAUUUAGUAAACAUGGCGCGGUGUUUGCGUCUUGUUUGGGGUGACCGCCUUGGAUGGUAAACGCCGUUCACGCAGGUCAGUAGUGCGUUUUCGGGUGGAGAAGCUGGCGAGUCAUGUGUCCGCAUUGAGGAGUUCGCAGAGCCGCGCGGUAUGGAUUGGUGUGGGGCGAAGCCUCGCUUCUAGUGGCGGAGUGACAUGCAGUCUGAGCCGGGCCGAUACAUCAAUUCAGUAUCUGAUCUGCUUUACAGCACCGACGAAAUUGAAUUUCUGCUCGACGACAUCAGAGACCUGGAGCCGACAAGUUGCAAGCCUGAAGACAUUCAGAGCACCGCCGAUUUCUACGUGAAUGUGAUUGGUUUGCAGGAGCCGGAUGGUAUGAGUUGUGUGUUGCAGGACUUUGAGAUAGCGGGCAGCAGGACGGGGGCCCUGAGCGCGGAUUGUGCUGGAGGUUGCGAGUGCGAAUCACCUCUGGGCACCGUUAACUCAUGGGACUCGCACUCUCACUACCGCCGACGGGUCGCCUCGCCCGAUCUGUCCCUAUACUCGGGGGUUAUCGUCUACUGCGACCACACUCAUCUCAAGACGCCCACGGGAAUAGUCCGCAUACUUCUACUGGUGACCACAAUCGCCUGUCUUACAUGCCUCUGUACGUCAGGAACAGUAAAAGUAGGCCUAUUUAUGCUUCCGCUGGUCGGACGAUUGCGGCUGAUGAUGUUCGUAACAUUACUGAGUAUUUUCAUCACCUGUCUUCUCCUCUUUCUUGAUAUUUCUCAUAUCGUUUAUUUGUUCCCAUUUAAUUGGGGCAAAGUGAACGCUUAUUUGUACGUCAGCCUUAGUGUUCUAUUUCUCGUAGCAUCGUCGUUAAUUUUCCACACGAUAUUCUUAUCAGAGGCCUUUUACUGGGUCCCGAGGUGGACGCACCAUCAAUUGCUGAUUACGGGGUGUCUGGGGUACCUGUGCUGCUUUCAGUCGGCCAUCUUGUCGCUGAUCCAGAAGUGUACCAUAGGACACUAUCAGCCGGUGGCCGAAGACCCCAGCCUAAACCUGCAGGAGCGACAGACCUCGCUGGAAGAGUCGCCCGAGCAUAAGGCGAACCAAACAACGCACAAUUACAAGCCUAUAGUCAGCUACCCCGUGGCGUCGACGUCGCGUCAGGACGCCUCGAACUACCUCGAUGACGUCCAGCCGUGCUCGUCUAAAAGUUCCGACCCGUACAGGGUCGCAUGAUAUUUGACUUAAAACUUUUCUAAAUGCCAUCUGUGUUUAUCGUGCAGUGAAUGUGCAGAUUCGACAAGUGUGGAUAGAUAGUCAAACACCAGUUAAGAAAUAUAUCAUUGUUUCAAUUUGUUUUGAAUUUUUACACGGCAUGUAUAAAAGUGUAUAGACAAAUAAAAAUAUAUUCCAAAUUGUUGCAAUAUUUGCAAAUAGUAUACGGAUCCUGCAGCAAGUUCACUCGUUCAGAAUAGGCAAGAAAAGAAGUUUAUUGUAAAUAGUUUUUUUAGCGUUUUUCAAAUUUAGUGUUUAUAUUCUGUACAGUAUUAACUUCACGAGUUUCAUUUUAGACUAGACAAAAACCUUUUCAUAAUAUAAGAAACAAAGUGUUCAAUUCGUUUUAUUGUGUGUAACUGACCUAGCACAAAGUCCAUGUUUUUGUAUUGUAUGUAACAGAUUUAUGUUUGGUUGUAGCCUCUAACAUGGUGCUGGAAAACAUUGCAAUAAUGUUUUCCCUAACAUGAUUCUAAACGACCCUUAUCGCUCAUCAGAUAUUUAAUAUUUCAAGCCGGAAAUUGCGUUUUAAAUAACGGAAAUCGAUUCGAACCCUCCCGAGACAGCACUUUAAUCAUACAAAUUGUUUUUCUAUCAAUUGAAAUAAUUAGUCGUUUCGAAUCAUUCCAAAAAUUCUAGUCCGUACCCAUAUUUACUUCUACUAAAUGGAAAGUAAAUAUGACUUGAUCCACUUUAAUUUCAGUCAAAACUGCCAAAGUUGGAAACUAGCCAAAAAUAGAGCAAGUUUUUACUUUAGGAGACAAUCAGGGCAACAAAACUGAUUCAUUUUGAGUAAUGUAAAAAUUGUGUUCUCGUGUGUUUUCUACAAAUAAAAAAAAUUAUUAA
Messenger RNA from Tribolium madens (black flour beetle), 2494 nucleotides. RefSeq lists its product as uncharacterized. NCBI's taxonomy places the organism in Eukaryota, Metazoa, Arthropoda, Insecta, Coleoptera, Tenebrionidae. The transcript has 6 exons. Bases 578 to 1609 code for a protein of 343 amino acids. The record is from RefSeq and is a predicted model, not a curated record.